UUAAUGGCCCAACAGUGGCCCAUUUUAAGAAGAAAGGAUUAUCGGCCGAAGAAUCUGAGAUUUCUUGUUCAAGGGGUUGGGGACUUUGCGAUUUCUCUCUGCUCGGCAAGUCCAUAAGCUCUCUCUCUCUCUCUCUCUCUCUCUCUCUAUCGCCUCCUUUCUCCGUUCCGUCACCACAAUCUCCACUAUUCUUGAUUUGACUUGAUUCGUUGUGGUUUUUUGCGAUGGGAGACAGCGGGAACCUCGAGGCGUCGAUAGAUCGGCUUCUGAACGAAGAGAAGCAGAUGAGGCUCGCGGAGAACGUCGCCGGGACGAGGAAAGCCGCGACUGAGAUUCUCCAGCUCUGUUUCGAAGCCAAGGACUGGAAGCUUCUCAACGAGCAGAUUCUCAACCUCUCCAAGAAACGUGGCCAGCUUAAACAGGCUGUGCAAUCGAUGGUGCAACAAGCUAUGCAGUAUAUCGAUCAGACUCCAGACAUUGAAACUCGGAUUGAGCUUAUUAAGACGUUGAACAAUGUGGCUGCUGGAAAGAUAUAUGUUGAAAUUGAGAGGGCUCGUCUGACAAGGAAGCUUGCUAAGAUUAAGGAAGACCAGGGUCAGAUCGCUGAGGCUGCAGAUCUUAUGCAAGAAGUUGCUGUGGAGACAUUUGGCGCUAUGGCUAAAACUGAGAAAAUUGCAUUUAUCCUUGAACAAGUCCGCUUGUGCUUGGAUCGUCAAGAUUAUGUGCGUGCACAGAUCUUGUCUAGGAAGAUCAAUCCUAGAGUGUUUGAUGCAGAUACGAAAAAAGAUAAGAAGAAACCUAAGGAAGGUGAGAACAUUGUAGAGGAGGCUCCUGCUGAUAUACCUACUCUGUUGGAGCUCAAGAGAAUCUACUAUGAGCUAAUGAUUCGGUAUUAUUCUCAUAACAAUGAGUACCUUGAAAUCUGCCGUAGCUACAAGGCAAUAUAUGACAUACCUUCUGUAAAAGAAACGCCAGAGCAGUGGAUUCCAGUCCUGAGGAAGAUCUGCUGGUUCUUGGUCUUGGCACCUCAUGAUCCAAUGCAAUCAAGCUUGCUCAAUGCGACUUUGGAAGAUAAGAACCUAUCAGAAAUUUCUGAUUUCAAGAUGCUUCUAAAACAGGUAGUGACAAUGGAAGUUAUUCAAUGGACAGCUCUCUGGAACAAAUACAAAGGCGAGUUUGAGAACGAGAAAAGCAUGGUUGGAGGCUCUUUGGGUGACAAAGCUGGUGAAGAUCUGAAGCUGAGAAUCAUUGAACAUAAUAUUCUCGUCGUCUCUAAGUACUACUCAAGGAUAACCUUAAAGAGACUUUCAGAGCUUUUAUGUCUAAGCAUUGAGGAGGCGGAGAAGCAUCUCUCAGAGAUGGUAGUGUCGAAAGCACUGAUUGCCAAAAUAGACAGACCAUCAGGAAUUGUGUGCUUCCAGAUCGCAAAGGACAGCAACGAGAUUCUCAACUCGUGGGCAGUUAAUUUGGAGAAGCUCUUGGAUCUUGUUGAAAAGAGUUGCCACCAGAUCCACAAGGAAACCAUGGUUCACAAAGCCGUACUGAGAUCUUGAACAUGUCGUUUAUUGGUUUUCGUGAAACCUUUUUAAGGAUCUUCGUUGAGUUAUUAGCGUCUUUGUGUGGAAGAAAAAAAAAACUAGAAACAUUUGUUUCCUUGGCAAGACGUAUGGUUCUGUACACUAGUGGAGUUUUUGCCACUUCUUGGUUUUAUCAGCCAUCUGUUUUCUUCA
Messenger RNA from Brassica oleracea var. oleracea, 1730 nucleotides. RefSeq names its product 26S proteasome non-ATPase regulatory subunit 12 homolog A-like. Gene Ontology annotation, cellular component: cytoplasm; proteasome regulatory particle, lid subcomplex; nuclear proteasome complex. Lineage: Eukaryota; Viridiplantae; Streptophyta; Magnoliopsida; Brassicales; Brassicaceae. Bases 225 to 1553 code for a protein of 442 amino acids. The transcript has 11 exons. The record is from RefSeq and is a predicted model, not a curated record.